CGCGAAAUGGGGCAAAAACAAAGCGAUGGCCGAACACCCGUACACGUCUGAGGGGUGGGCCCGACCCGGUUCCGCCGGCUCGUCCCCCCGCUUUCCCCUCGCCUUCUUCAUCCCCCUCCUCCCUCUCCAUUCCUGGAUCUCCUCCGCCUCCGCCUCCGCCUCCGCCUCCCUCGCAAGGGGUCUCCCACGCAUCGCCGCCCGCCGCUGACGCGUGGGACCCACCCCUUCCCCCCCCCCCCACACCACCCGCCGCUUCCCAUCUCCGACAAGCGCCUACAACGCCGCAAGUAGCCCUAACCCUAGGUCGCUGGAUGCGCCGAUGGCCGCCGCCGCCGCAGCCUGCGUAGAGAGCCCCGACGAGGGCGUGGAGAUCCGGGAGGUAUGGGCGGGGAACCUGGAGGCGGAGAUCGCGGCGAUCCGCGACGAGGUCGACCGGUACCCGUACGUCGCCAUGGACACGGAGUUCCCGGGCAUCGUGUGCCGCCCCGUCGGCAACUUCCGCACCACCGACGAGUUCAACUACGCCAACCUCGAGGCCAACGUCAACAUGCUCAAGCUCAUCCAGCUCGGCCUCACCCUCUCCGACGAGGGCGGCGACCUCCCGCGGCGGGGGACGGGGGGCAGGCGCUGCAUCUGGCAGUUCAACUUCCGCGGGUUCGACCCCCGGACCGACCCGUCCAACGCCGACUCCAUCCAGAUGCUCCGCACCUGCGGCAUCGACUUCGAUCGGUUCGCCGCUGAGGGGGCCGACCCGAUCCGCUUCGCCGAGCUGCUCAUGUCGUCGGGCGUCGUGCUCAACGCCGACGUGCAGUGGAUCACCUUCCACAGCGGGUACGACUUCGGUUACCUGCUCAGGCUGCUCACCGGCCGGAACCUGCCGGACAACAUGCCCGCCUUCUUUGACCUCAUCAGAAUCUACUUCCCGGUGCUCUACGACAUCAAGCACCUCAUGAGGUUCUGCAGCAACCUCCACGGCGGCCUGAGCAGGCUCGGUGAGCUUCUUGAUGUCAAGCGUGUGGGGACCUGCCACCAGGCCGGCUCUGACUCGCUGUUGACCCUCGGGUGCUACAACAAGAUCAAGGAGGUGUACUUCAAAGGAUCGACCGAGAAGCAUGCCGGUGUGUUGUAUGGGCUUGUUAUUGAGGAUGGGGUGAACAGACCACCACCAACUCAGCCCAAUGAAUGAAUAUGGUUAGUUAAAUAAAACAAUCUGAAAUGGGAAAAAAAAUUGAAACUUUCGUUGGUGAAUAUAUGUUGUCUGAUCUGAUCUGAUGAUUUGCUUAUGGUUUCCAUGGUA
Oryza sativa Japonica Group (Japanese rice) is the source of this 1297-nucleotide messenger RNA. Its product is annotated as probable CCR4-associated factor 1 homolog 7. The record is from RefSeq and is a predicted model, not a curated record. Lineage: Eukaryota; Viridiplantae; Streptophyta; Magnoliopsida; Poales; Poaceae. Gene Ontology annotation, molecular function: poly(A)-specific ribonuclease activity; nucleic acid binding. Gene Ontology annotation, cellular component: P-body; CCR4-NOT complex; CCR4-NOT core complex.